AUGGCAUGCGUGGUGCGCUUAAUCGAGAGACUGGGCCUAAAGGUGACCCCGCAGAAGACGCAGGCCACGCUGUUUUACACUCGGCGUGGUCCUUUGAAGCGGGGCCCACCACAGGAGGGACUCAGUCUCCGAGUAAGAGGUAUUAAAAUCCCGAUCACUCCUCACUUGAAAUACCUGGGUAUGUGGUUGGACGGCGGUAGGGGCUUCGGCGAGCACGUAGCCCCGAGAGCCGGGCAGAUAGCCAACAGUUUGGCUAGGCUGCUGCCGAACAUUGGCGGGGCCGGCGGGCACGUGCGUCGCCUCUACGUGGCGACGGUCCAUUUGGUGCUGCUUUACGCAGCACCAAUAUGGUGGGAGAAGGUGGGAAAUACUCCCCGCUUUAAUGCCAAAAUGGCGGCUGCGCAGAAAAGUAUUGCGAUUAGAGCCGCCAGAGUAUAUAGGACCGUCUCCCACAUAAGGGCGACCACCCUCGCGGGAAUUCCCCCGAUACACCUGCUGGCUAAGUCGUACGCAAAAACGUAUGAGGCGGUCAGCAGGAUUCUCGACGCUGGAUGUCUCGACGCCCCGACGCUGCCUCCGCUGCUGGAUCACCGACGAACAACGUGGGACCACCCACCAACGGAACAGCUUCUCGUCCCGGAUGGAUCUCAACUGCCGCUGACUGUCCCAGAUCCUCGUCUUAUCGCAUACUGA
This is a messenger RNA of Temnothorax curvispinosus, 693 nucleotides long. RefSeq lists its product as uncharacterized. Lineage: Eukaryota; Metazoa; Arthropoda; Insecta; Hymenoptera; Formicidae. The transcript is spliced from 3 exons. The record is from RefSeq and is a predicted model, not a curated record. Bases 1 to 693 code for a protein of 230 amino acids.